AAAGAAAUUUCAUUUGUCAAAGGUAUCACCGACAUGCUUCUCUCCGACGGUGUGCCCAGUGAGAUUGCACAGCUUCAUUUAUUGCUGAGGAACAGCUAAGCUCCUCCCUGCAUCCCUCCCCGAGCCAUCCCAAUACAAAAGGAAACUUUCUGCAUGGGGACUAAUUAGUCAGGCAAGAUGUUCAUUCGAACAGGGUGGUGAAGGUGGCAAAACGAAGACUGUCUUUUUGAAGACUGGUGUGGAGGGAAGAAUUCACCUGUACCCGUCAGCAUGAAUAAACAAGUCAAUCACUUGGAUUAAAAUUGCUGGAAAGGAAGAAUCAGAAGGAAAAAUGGAUCCCUUGUUUUGCGCAACAGAAACUAACAACUUUCGACCUUUCACCCCUGAGUCCUUGGCAGCAAUUGAGGAAAGAAUUGCUGAGAAAAAAAGGCAGCAAGCCACAGUUAACCAGAAGAAUAAGGAUCAAGGAGAUGAAGAAAAACUUACUCCUCAGCUUGAUCUGAAAACCUACAAAAAACUGCCAUCUCUAUAUGGGGAUGUUCCUGUGGAACUCAUUGGGGAACCCCUGGAAGAUCUUGAUCCAUACUACGGUGAUCACAAGACCUUUAUGGUGAUAAAUAAAAGGAGGACUAUUUUCCGGUUUACUGCCACACCUGCCCUGUGUAUAGUUGGCCCUUUCAAUCCAGUCAGAAAAAUGGCAAUUAAAGUUCUGACCCAUUCAUUAUUUGUUUGCUUUAUUACCUGCACUGUUGUACUCAAUUGUGCUUCCAUGGCUGUAAAUAAUCUUCCAGGGAGUCUCAACUGGACUGAAUAUCUUUUUACUGGCAUAUAUACUGGUGAAAUAUUAAUAAAAAUAUCAGCAAGAGGAUUUGUCUGGGAUGAGUUUACCUUUCUUCGAGACCCGUGGAACUGCUUGGAUCUUGUUGUUAUUGUUGUAAUGUAUGUUACUAUGUGUAUCACCACGAGCAAGUUUUCAGCUCUUCGAACUUUCCGAGUACUGAGGACUUUGAAAGCUAUUUCAGUAAUACCAGGUCUGAAAGUCAUCGUAAAUUCACUUAUUGAAUCUGUGAAGAAGCUUACUGAUGUCUUGAUUUUGACUGUUUUUUGCCUGAGUGUAUUUGCUCUAAUAGGCCUCCAGCUUUUUAUGGGCAAUUUAACAUCCAAAUGUGUCCUCACUGGUGCUGUGUACAAUGACUCGUUGUGUAGGGAUGCCAAGAUAUAUGUACCAAAUAAUGGAGUUGAUCUCUGCUACAGAAUGAAUAAGUCUUCUGAAAUACUGCUCUGUGGGUUCAGUUCAAACCCUAAAAAGGAGUGUCCAGAAAACUACAGCUGUGAGAAGGUUGGGAAGAAUCCUGACUUUGGUUACACAAGUUUUGAUCAUUUUGGCUGGGCCUUCCUGUCUUUAUUCCGUUUGAUGACACAGGACUGCUGGGAGCGCCUCUACAGACAAACUAUCCGUACCUCUGGAAAGAGCUACGUUUUGUUUUUUGUGGCAGUCAUCUUUUUGUGUGCAUUUUAUCUCUUCAAUCUGAUCUUGGCUGUAGUAACUAUGGCAUAUGAAGAGCAAAAUAAAGCUACUCUUGCUGAAAUACAGACAAAGGAAAAACUACUUCAGGAUGCCAAACAACUUCUAGAGAAAGAAAAGAUGUUGGCUGCAGGAGGAGAUACUAAAGCUUUAAAUGCCAUAUCUGAAGCAUCAGUUGCCGAGUUGGAAAAUUCAAAAGAGAAAGAGAUGAAGCAAGAAAAAACUACUUUAAGAAAAAACUUGAUUUUAGGUGAUCGCGGCAAAGAGGAGCAUGUGUUUCAUUCACAGCCUAGGCACUGCCAGAAGAAACUUAGGCAGAUACUGCUGUCCUAUGAGUUGUCAGUGGAUUCCAUUAAUGAUCCUUUUCGGAGGCAGAGGUUAAUGAGUGCAGCCACUGUUAUUACAGACAAUUUGGAACUGCAAGAGUCAAAACUGAAAUGUCCUUCAUUCUGUAAACGUUUUGCUCGGAAGUAUCUAAUUUGGAACUGUUGUCCAUUCUGGAGAGCAGUCAAAGAGAAAGUGAAAUUGGUCAUUUUGGAUCCAUUUGUUGAUCUCCUAAUCAUGGUUUGCAUUAUUGUCAAUACCUUCUUCAUGGCUCUGGAGCACCCUGACCUGCAGUCUGAUUACAAAAGCAUGAUAUACAUAAGUGACAAGGUCUUCACCCUGAUUUUUACAGCAGAAAUGAUCUUGAAAAUCAUCGCUCUAGAUCCUUACAACUAUUUCCAGCAGAAAUGGAAUAUUUUUGAUAGCAUAGUUGUUAUGAUUGGCCUAAUAAGCUUUCAAGAAAAUCUGUCAGCUUUCAGGCUGCUCAGGAUCUUCAAAUUGGCAAAAUCCUGGCCAGCCUUAAACACUCUUAUGAAAAUAAUUCUGAACUCAGUUGGUGCUUUGGGUAACCUCACUCUGGUUUUGAUUAUCACUGUAUUUAUUUUUGCUGUAGUAGGAAAGCAGGUCCUGGGCACUUAUUAUGAGACUAAUAGCCAUAGAAUAAGCACUGAUGGGAAUUUACGCUGGCACAUGAAAGAUUUUUGUCAUUCAUUCCUGAUUAUAUUCCGAAUAUUAUGUGGAGAAUGGAUUGAAACCAUGUGGGAAUGUAUGGAAGUGGCUGGAAAAGGGCUAUGUCUUCCCAUUUUCUUGCUAGUCCUGGUGAUAGGAAACCUGGUGGUUCUCAACCUGUUCAUUGCCUUGCUGCUGAGCUCCUUCAGUACUGACUCCAUGGGACAAGAGGAACCUGGAAAAAUGACCAAAUGUCAGAUUGCCAUUGCACAGAUUUACAAGGGCCUGCAGGCUGUGAAAGACAGAAUUUGGUAUCGCUGUGGCAAAACUAUGAAACAGAGCCACAAAACGAGACCCAAAAGGAGCACUUUGGUGAAAACUUCUGCCAAAGAUAUAGAGAGCAAUAACUAUGCCAUGACUGAUGUUAGAAGGGAUGGAGACAACAGUUGUUUUGACACUGACUAUAGCAAUACUGAAGACAGUUCCUCAAUAACAAGGAAAUAUGGAGGAUUUUUAAUGGAUCAUAGCACCUGUGUUCCCAUUGAAGUGCCAGAGACUUGCACAGAUGAAGGUGAUGAUAAGCACAGUGCGUGCCCAGAAACAGACUGUGGAAAACAGGGAGACAGAUUAAGAGCUAGGGACCAGCGCUGGAGCUCGAGUGACUUCAGUCAGAUUUCUGGGACGUCUGAAACUAUAAGUGGCUUUUCAGAAACGCCCCCAAAGGAAGAGCAAAAAGAGAAACGUGAUUCUGGUAGCUAUUCUGAAGCCAGCACUGUGGAUCCAGUUACUCUGCAGGAGAUGAUAUCCCAGCCUAAAAAGUCUCAGCUUCCAAAGGACUGCUUUGGAGAAAGUUGUGCUGAGUGUUCCCCGUGCUGUGCAGUGGAUGUCACUAAGUUUCCUGGCAGAACUUGGUGGAAAUUUAGAAAAACCUGCUUCAGAAUUGUUAAACAUAGCUGGUUUGAGAAUUUUGUCAUUUUUAUGAUAAUAUUGAGCAGUGCAGCACUGACAUUUGAAGAUAUUCACCUGCAUAAGAGAGAAAGAGUGAGAGUUGUCCUGGAGUAUGCUGAUAGGAUAUUCACCUACAUCUUUUUGUUGGAGAUGCUUCUGAAAUGGGUAGCUUAUGGCUUGCACAGUUAUUUCACAAAUGCCUGGUGCUGGCUUGACUUCAUCAUCGUGUGUCUGUCACUUGUUUCCUGGGGAUUAAGCAGUGCUUCCAAAGAUCCAUCACCAUGUUCCUCUGGGAGUGCCCUGAAGUCUCUAAGGACUCUUAGAGCACUGAGGCCUCUACGAGCUUUGUCAAGAUUUGAUGGGAUAAAGGUUGUUGUGAAUGCACUCUUGGGAGCUAUCCCCUCAAUCCUGAACGUUUUGCUCGUCUGUAUUGUCUUCUGGCUCCUGUUUAACAUUGCAGGAGUAAAACUACUUGCAAAAAAGUUCUCCAAAUGUGUCCUGGAGAAAGGAAAUAUCAGUCUGAUCAAUAACACAGCUGACUGCGCCGCCUACGAUGGACGCUGGACAAACAGCGACGUCAACUUUGAUAACGUUGGGAUGGGCUACUUGGCUCUCCUCCAAGUGGCGACUUUUAAAGGUUGGAUGGAUAUUAUGUAUGCAGCAGUGGAUUCACGAGAGGUGAAUCAACAGCCAAAGUUUGAAGCAUUCUCAGCCAUGUAUAUGUAUUUUGUGAUUUUCAUCAUUUUUGGAUCUUUCUUCAUGCUGAACCUUUUCAUUGGCGUGGUUAUCAGCAAUUUUAACCAACAAAGGAAAAAGAUAAGUGGAAAGGAUCUAUUUUUGACUGAGGAACAGAAGAAAUACUAUAAUGCCCUGAAAAAACUUGGAUCCAAGAAACCUCAAAAACCCAUCCCAAGACCACUGAAUGCCUUCCAAGGACUACUCUUUGAUAUAGCAUCACACAAAGCAUUUGACAUUACCAUUGUGGUCUUCAUCUGUCUAAACAUGGUUGUUAUGAUGGCAGAAACUAACCAGGAGGGCAUCAAGAGUGUUCUUAAUAAAAUCAACUACUUUUUUGUGGCAGUGUUUACCAUGGAAUGUGUCAUCAAAAUGCUAGCCUUAAGGCAAUACUUCUUCACCAGCGGCUGGAACAUAUUUGAUUUAGCUGUUGUGGUCCUCUCGUUAGUUAGUAUUGGACUUUCUGAAGUCUUUAAGGCUUUCUUCUCUCCGACGCUUCUGAGAAUUUUCCGCCUGGCACGGAUUGGCCGAAUCCUGAGACUGAUCCGCAGAGCCAGAGGGAUCCGCACGCUUCUGUUUGCACUGCUGAUGUCUCUGCCUGCACUCUUCAACAUUGGCCUCCUGCUCUUCCUGGUUAUGUUCAUUUACGCCAUUGUGGGCAUGGCCAACUUUGCCUGUGUUGGCUGGGAGGGUGGGAUUGACAACCUCUUCAACUUUCAAACCUUUGACAGCAGCAUGCUCUGUCUCUUCCAAAUUACAACGUCAGCUGGCUGGGAUGCUCUUCUGGUGCCCCUGCUAAAAAGCCCCAACUCGUGUGCUCCCAACCUAAACCUAACGGAUGAGCAGAGAAACAACUGCACAAAUAAGGGGGUUGGCAUUUUAUUCUUUGUAAGCUACGUCAUCAUAUCAUUCCUCAUUGUAGUAAAUAUGUACAUAGCUGUCAUUUUAGAGAACUUCAGUGUCGCCACUGAAGAAAGCACAGAUCCUCUUUCUGAGGAUGACUUUGAUAUGUUUUAUGAGACCUGGGGAAAAUUUGAUCCUCAGGCAACACAGUUUAUUGAGUAUUCUGCUCUUCCAGACUUCGCAGAUGCUCUGGCAGAACCCUUACGCAUUCCAAAGCCCAAUAAAAUUCAGCUCAUAUCCAUGGACCUUCCCAUAGUUAGUGGAGAUAAGAUCCACUGCUUGGAUAUCUUGCUCGCUUUCACCAAAAGGGUCUUAGGAGAAUCUGGAGAUUUGGAUGGUCUUGAAUUACACAUGGAGGAAAAAUUUAUGGCUGCCAAUCCCUCUAAAGUUUCUUACAAGCCAAUUACUACUACCCUAAGAAGAAAACAAGAGGAGGUAUCAGCCCUUGUUAUUCAAAGGGCCUUCAGGAGGUAUCUGGUGCAGCAUUCCUUUGAGAAUAAACCUUUCUUACGCCGUCAGAAACACUACAACAGCGCUGUCUUUGGAGAAGAAACACCUGAGAGGGAAAGUCUCAUUGCAUCGGUGCCAACUGGAAAUGAUGGUGGGAAGCUGGACAGGUCAUGGGCCACAUCUUCCAUCUCUCUCCCGUUAUGUUAUGAUGGAAUUGCUGAACCGGAUAGUGAGAACACGGGCACGUGAGGCUGCCCAGGCUGCAGCAUUUUUGUUUAAGCCAGUAUCAGACCUUUUCAGAUGGAGGAAAUAUUUUGAUUUCAGAGGGUAAUAGUCUAAUUUUAGAAUCAUGAUGGCAGCCUUUGAGUACUGUUCAACUUUACAAAUGCUCUGUAAAUGAUUUGUGCAACUGUGUCCUAAAUAUGAGAGGAAAAUGAAACCAUGGAUUUUUUUUUUUCCUCAGCUACUGGAGUAGGUGAGUUAAUUUUCCACCCUUUUUUUAUUGCCUCCCAUUUCUGUUUGCAGAAGAAAUCUGUAAACGAUCGAUUUAAAUAGUGUUAUGAUUUCUAAGCACAGAAGGCUGUAGAACAAUGUACAUUUCUUUACAGAUACAGCCUGGUCUGCAAAAAUGGUUAUUGUAGCAAAACCAAAUACUGCAUUUUCUGUACGAGCUCACUCAAGACGCUUGAAUAUAACCAGCCACUACUCUCUGUGUUGUUUGGGAUCAUCUUCCCCCCAGUGCCUUUGGUUGGAUUAGUUUUGCUUAAAAAUGUUGAGGUGCCUUUACAGGUGCACCCAAAUGGAGUCUGUGCUUAAAAGCUGUCUAGAAUUUGUUCCUUGCAUCGUUCAGUGCAUGAAAAUUGUGAUAAUAGUCCUCAAAACCCAAGGCUGUUACGUGACAGGUAUUGUUUCCAGAGAAUCUAAAGAACUAUUGUACAUGAAAUGUCAUCAUCAUACUUCACCCUACUGCCAAAGGAUCUGGAAGGAAACUCAUGGUGUAUCUUAGGGGACAACAUUUGUUAAAGUGAAUGGAAUUAUUUAUUUCUCUGCUGCUGGAAAUAAAGCCAUGUCUGAGU
This is a messenger RNA of Pogoniulus pusillus (Red-fronted tinkerbird), 6630 nucleotides long. RefSeq names its product sodium channel protein type 5 subunit alpha-like. The record is from RefSeq and is a predicted model, not a curated record. Gene Ontology annotation, biological process: neuronal action potential; membrane depolarization during action potential; sodium ion transmembrane transport. Gene Ontology annotation, cellular component: axon; plasma membrane; voltage-gated sodium channel complex. Bases 332 to 5803 code for a protein of 1823 amino acids. The transcript has 28 exons. NCBI's taxonomy places the organism in Eukaryota, Metazoa, Chordata, Aves, Piciformes, Lybiidae. Gene Ontology annotation, molecular function: voltage-gated sodium channel activity.